AUGGGAACACAGAAGAUGCAACAGUUGCGACAACAGAAGCAACAGCAACAGCAACAACAACAGGCAGCACAAGCACAAGCACUAGGACAACAACUACAGCAACCACAACAACAGCAUACACCUCCGCAACAUCAACAACAUACACCUCCACAGCAUCAGCAGACACCUCCACAGCACCAACAAACACCUCCCAAGCAACAAUAUAUGUCACAACAGCAGCAAUAUAGGACUAAUACACCUCAACAGAAUCAUCAACCACAACAACAACAAUCGCAACAACAGUAUCACAACAAUAGGAAUGAAUAUAUGAGUGAUGAUAAUCAUCCUCUAAUACAUCAUUCUGCCAAACAGACAAGACCACCAAAGUUUAAGGUAUCCUAUCAUGUGGGCAGCAGAAGUGAUGACAAGCACUGCUUUGGCAUCACAUCGUUAGCAUAUGACUACGACGACAAUGUCUUGUACUCGGGUGGACGUGACUCCACCAUCAAGCAAUGGUCAAUCGAUGAAGCGUCAGGUGGCUUGGACGUGAACAACACUCUCAGCUUUGAAGGACACAACGACUGGGUCAACGACAUCUUUGUCAAUCCCAAGCAAUCAAUACUGGUGUCAGCAUCAUCUGAUGCCUCGAUCAAGUUGUGGAACACAUCAUCAGGCAAGUGCAUACGCACUGAGAGGAAGCAUGAUGACUAUGUCAAGGCACUGGCAUAUGCACCGGGCGCCAACUACUUUGCAUCGUCCGGUCUUGACUCCCAUAUCAUGCUCUGGGAUCUCAACGUGUUCUCACCUGUAACGACACUUCCCAAUGGUGGUGGUGACAGCACGUCCAACAACUACACUGUACCCCAGAAUCAAUCAACAACAGGCUCAGACGACAUUGACGGCAGCUCCGACUCUUUGUUGCCCCCGCCACCAAGCCGCUUCAAUAUAUCACGUGCUGGAGGCGACAACAUAUCGAUAUACAGUCUGGCGAUCAAUAACGACGCGUCAUUGGUGUUGGUCGGCUCGACUGAGCGCACAAUCCGCGCAUGGGACGUCAUGGGUGGCAAGAAGAUCUUCAAGCUCAAGGGACAUACAGACAACGUGCGAUCAAUUGUCAUAUCGAGCGACAGUAAGAGAUGUCUGUCGGCGUCCAGCGACGGCUCAUUCCGUCUCUGGGACCUAGGAAUGCAGAAGUGCAUCCACACCUUUGACGACAUCCACAACGACUCUGUCUGGUCGUUGGCGGUGACAUCCAACUUCUCACACGUCUACUCGGGUGGCCGCGACGGACUAGUGUACAGCACCGACCUAAAGACGUUCCACUCGUCGUUGGUGUGCAAGGAGUCGGGCCCAGUGCUCAAGAUACUGCACAACGAGAAGUCCAGGUCGCUCUGGGUGUCCACCACCGACUCGGUUAUCAAGAACUGGUCCAUCGAAGACAUUGGCCAGCUUCCAAAGAGUGAGCCCAGAUUCAUCGACGACGACAAGGAGCAAUCCUUUGUUGUCAAGGAGCCCCUGGCAGUCAUACCUGGCCGACCAGGCAUCAUCAAGCAUCACAUCAUGAACAACCGUCGACAUGUGCUCACCAUGGACACCAACGACACGGUGCAACUGUGGGAUGUGACCAGGGGCGAGGAGGUGCAGACCUAUGGCAAGGUCGACUUUGACAAGCAGGUCGAGGAGCUGCAGGAGAUCGUCAGCAUACCCAAGUGGGCAUCGAUAGAUACCAAGACUGGCAGUCUCAGUGUCACCCUCGAGCAAUCACAAUGUUUCAACGCCUAUGUUCAUCUAUCCAACCUUGGCAUCAACCUGCAGGAGGGUGAAGAGGACACCCUCUACAACAUUGGCGAGCGUAUCCUCUUCUCUCUCUUCUCACACUGGCUGAGAGACAAGCAGAAGCAUGCCAUCACAGGUGUCAACAACAAUGUAAAUAGUAGUAAUAGCAACAACAACGGCAACAACAAUAGUAGUAGUAAUAGUGUAAAUAGCAACAACAACAGCAGUAGUAACAGCAGUAGUAACAACACCAAUGUUACAGAUGAAGAAGAGACAAAGGAUGAAGACAACGAUGACAAUGGACAACAGAACAAGAGACCAGCGACCAAGACACCCUCGUCCAACUCAUCCACAUCGACUACGCCAAGCUCACUCACACCAAACAACAGCUCCAAUUGCAUCGAUGUUCUGCCUUCCAAGCGACUGUUCACUCUUCCAAAGGAGACACCCAUCAUCAUCUACGAUGAUAACAACAUCAACAAUAGCUUUAGGUCGCGAAUCGAUCAGCUGGCCGGCACCAAGUACGAUAUGUUACCGCGAUGGGUGACAGAUGUGCUGCACGGUGGCCCCCUCGGUCAGAAGCCGUAUAUAGUCCAUCUGAUGAUGGCGCCGAGCGAGGAGAAGAACAUAUCACCAUUUUCCAAGACGUCCAACAAGUUCAAUGCCCCACAGCACAUCCAGAUGAAGAAGGUGGCUACCUAUGUGGCACAGACACUCAAGCUGUUUGAGCAGGGCUCCAUGGCCGAAGAGUACAUCGAGAUACUCUGCAAUGGCAAGUUAUUGCUACCAACCUACACAUUGGCCACGGUCAAGACGUUCUUUUGGAAGUCGAGCGAGGACCUUCAGCUGCACUACCGGGUCAAGGCUAUCUAUGGCAACGAGCAAGACCUGCGAACGAUGGCCAAGAACAAUCAGAUCAAGAGGUAUCCAAGGCCAAUGUCCAGCAGCACCGCUGGUGCAGGUGGAGGAUGCGCCACCACCAAUGGAAAUGUCACCAGCAACAGCAACAGCAAUAGUAAUAGUAAUAGCAACAGUAGUAGUAAGGUAAAUUCUGUCAACUCAUCACCAGUAUCAUUAGUUGGACAGCCACAACAACAGCAGUCACAGCAGCCUCUACAACAGUCACAGCAGCAGCAACAACAACAGCAGACGCAGCCUCAACCAAUACAACAAAGGGCACUUAAAACACCAAGUCCACUCAAUAGUGGAGCUGGAAGUAUGGAUGACAACCUCCCGCCAAUUUCAAUAGAGUCUGGAAUACAUAAUCUUUGA
This is a messenger RNA of Acytostelium subglobosum LB1, 3027 nucleotides long. RefSeq lists its product as hypothetical. Gene Ontology annotation, molecular function: ubiquitin binding. Bases 1 to 3027 code for a protein of 1008 amino acids. Lineage: Eukaryota; Evosea; Eumycetozoa; Acytosteliales; Acytosteliaceae. The transcript is spliced from 2 exons. The record is from RefSeq and is a predicted model, not a curated record. Gene Ontology annotation, biological process: double-strand break repair via homologous recombination; protein deubiquitination.